AUGCACAGUCAUAUUAUCCAAGGCUGUGACCCUAAAACCCACAUGCACAUUGUGAAGGUGGGGGAAAGCCUGGAGAUGGCAAUAAGCAGAACUGGCAUUAUGUUCAACCUAAGCCAGCUGCAGUGCCACUAUCACUUCACUGUUGGCCAGCAGCAAGUCUAUACUGCUGAAUUCCAAGAUUACAUUGAGAGGGAGGGUGUAGUCUAUGCUGCAUUCAACAAGAUGUUUGAGAAAGCUCCCCCACCUCAGAACAAGGACCAAGAGAAGAUGAUCGAUACAAACCUGACAACAGCCCCCAGUUUUGGUGAGGGUGUGAGUGCUAUGGUGGCAGCUGUUCCCUACUAUGGUAUCAUUUUGCAUUUCUGCAACACUCCUACAGGCUAUAACAUGUUCACCCACCCCAGAGUCAAUGAGAGAUUCUGUAGGGUGUUCACUGAAUGGCAUGAGUACCUUAUGUUGACAGCAUGCAGUUGGCUCAGUACCACAGCACUCAAUGCCAUGGUCCAAAGUGCUGGUGGCACUCCUGAUCAGGAUACAUUUGACAACUUCUUCAUUUGUGACACCAGCAACCCACACUAUGGGUUCAAAUCCUAUGACAAGCUCUUCAUCAGGGAGUUGAAAGCCAUCCACCAUGCCAUGGUCUAUCCUGACAACCCAGUGAUCAUCAACUCUGCAUGCUCAUCUACCAUCCACAUGCUUUACUAUAACCUCAAGAAGAUGGGCAGAUUCUGGAUCAAAAAUACUCCCUACUCCCUCAACCACAUCCUCACAGAGGAUGAGCUUGUUGACACAUUUGUCAAUGGGACUCUUAUUCAGGCUAUGCUUGGAUCUCUUGACUACCACUGCUGGUGCAGUCCUGUGAAUGGUACUGUUGUGGAGACAUGCCUCAUUUCUGGUGCAACCCAUCCUAACCCACUGCCUACCUACUACACAGCUUGCUUGGAUGAUGACCAUGGGGAUCUGGACAUUGUUUCCCACUUGCAGGACUUUGAGCCCAUUGGCUUGAUGUGCCUUGUGGGUGUUGGCUUGGGUGAGGUGUCGACCUGUAAUGUUGUUGUCAAUGAGGGUCAGGAGCUCAAGAAGGGAGAUGAGCUGGGCCAGUUCCACUUUGGCAGACCUACCCACUGUCUCAUCUUCCAACCUGGCAUGACUGUGACACCAAUUGACCAGGACAGCCAACCUUUGGAGGGAUUGAAGGUGCAGGUCAGCAAAGAUAUCCUCAUCACAACAAAGCUGCCUUGAAAUGAUAACUUCAGUCAUGUGUCUGUAUAACCCCAGAUUUAAACAGUGUCAUCACUUGCAUGUACAAUAGCAAAGUUGAAUUGGUGCCUUGGCAUGUUUGUGUACAAUGUAACAUUUCAGGCAUAUGGCAGGAAUGCUAUCUUUGAGCAUUUCACUUGGUUCAGUGUAAGGUGUCAAUAAAGGCAGAUAAGUUGGACUGGUUCCACUUCCAAGGGUCUACCCACUGCCUCAUGUACUACUCUGGCUUGUGUUGCUGAUCCCUCAGGGCAAGGACACCACAUUAUUAGUAGGAUUGUAUGUGCAAACCGGCAAACAUAGUUUCUGUCUAGGGUGUUUCCUCUAAGUCA
Molecule: messenger RNA, 1589 nt
Organism: Pisolithus orientalis
Lineage: Eukaryota; Fungi; Basidiomycota; Agaricomycetes; Boletales; Pisolithaceae
Product: phosphatidylserine decarboxylase-domain-containing protein
Exons: 6
Coding region: 1-1242 (413 amino acids)
Biological process (GO): phosphatidylethanolamine biosynthetic process
Cellular component (GO): mitochondrion
Molecular function (GO): phosphatidylserine decarboxylase activity
Source: RefSeq, a predicted model, not a curated record